UCCCCUGAAUAACAGCAGAAAUACUCUCUUUUCUGUGAGUUUCCCUUUCUGUGAAAAGAGGCAGAUUUAUGACUGGGUAUAUAUUGCAGUGGGACUCUUGAGGGGUCAGACAACUGUUUCUCCAGCAAGAAGAGUGAAGCAACAGCUCAGUUGCUUGUCCUGAGACUCUGUUUCAAGGUGAGCAAGAGCCCCUUCACCUGAAGCCCUCCCCACGAUGCUGUUGCUGCUGCUGCAGGUCUUGGCGAGCUGCCUCUGGCUGGGAUACAGCGAGGUGGUGACAUCCUUUGAAAGCUCAUGCCCUCAGUUUUUCUUCCGGGGAACCACCCCAAAUGAAGCCCUGGAGCCGGAGAACCCAGCUUGGAUCUGCCAGCGUUAUAACAACCAGUAUUACUUUGCCACCCUGUACGACAAGAGCAGGCGUAUUCCCGUAUACUCUGCUUACAUCUACGAGGCUGGAUCUGGCAAGAGACCCAACAUAUGGCUGGUUGAGCCCCAGCUGGUUAGCCCAACUUAUCCUAAAACUAUUGAAACAGAGUCGACCCUCUUGAAUGAUUAUGACAUCAGCUUAGAGGAAAUCGGCAAGAACCAGGCUGUCUACCAGGACUACAAGAACCUGACGGGUUUGAACCGUGGCCAUUUGAACCCCAACGGCCAUCACUCGGACAUCAACAGCAGAACGGCCACCUUCACCCUAACCAACAUCGUGCCUCAGAAUGAGAAGCUCAACAGCGGCGCCUGGAACAACUACGAGCAGCAGACGAUGAUCAAGAACACCGAAGGCUGUACCACCACCUAUGUCGUUGUGGGUGCUGUGCCUGGGAACAACUACAUCUCCAACGGGAGGGUGAAUAAACCCAGCUACAUCUGGGCAAGUGCCUGCUGCGAGGUGGACAACAACCACAGGAAGACUUGGGCGGCCAUUGCUGAGAAUGACAAGAAUGAGGUGGAGCUCCUCACGCUGGGGGAGCUGGAGGAUGUGUUGACCCAGCUCUAUGGGAGGGACCAGGUUUCUUUGUUUGACAGUGGCUGUCCCCGGGAAUAAGCCCCAAUUAACAUCCCAAGUGUAAAAGGCUCAGGAGCUUUCUCCACAUGCCCUCUGCAGCAUCCAUCCUGCUUCCUUCUCCAGUGAUUUUCCAGCUCUGUCUCUCAGAGCACCUCCUUUGAUAAAAGCAAGAAAGAGGUGAGCUUCCCACCCUUGGAGGGAGCUCUUAGGAAGGAGUCCUUGCCCUGGCCACUCUGGAGGGGCAGGCUGUAUAACAGCCCAUGGGCAAGGACAUCAGAUCUUCUCACUGAGACUAGAAGGGCUUUGCCUUUUUUUCCCCUUUGUCUCCAUGCCCAUAUACAGAUAAUUGCUCUUUCCAAUCCUCAUUAGAUAUCACUGGUAGUGUGUUGCUGGCUUGUCCCUCACCUCCUUAGGAAGCGUAUGGGACUAGGGCAGCUCAGGUUGCCCACAGAGGUUGUGGAGUCUCCAUUGCUACUGAUACUCAAACCCAACUGGACACGGUGGGGUGUCUGGACUAGAGGAUCUUGAGAGGUCCAUCCCAACAUAAAUGAUUCAGUGAUUCUGUGAUUCGUCCUGGGACAAGGAAAGCAAAGAGCCCAAGGAUUGCUGCGAGUCUGUAAGGAUGAUCCUACAAAUGCAUUCUGACUAGUAGAGCAACGAUAAUAGCAAAGGAUAAAGGGAGAGAGGAAGGUGAAGAAGUAAUACAGCUAAGCAUAGGAGCAGCAUCUCUUGAGGUCUGUAAAUAAAUAAAACAUGGAGAAAGAAGGAAAUAACCUACAUCUAAUCACUAGGCUCCCUAACCCUGAGCUUACAUGGAGACUGUGUUUGUGUAUAUUUGCUAGCAGGUUGUUGUUUGCUUGCAUUUGGAACCUGCACCUUGAGAGCAGGAGCUGAGGUAUCAGCCAGCCGGGCUCAGGGAUCAGAUGUACAGCCAGCUUUGACCAGUCAAAGAUACAUUUCUGUGACACACUGGUUGGAUAAUUUCAUUCUCUGCUCUGCUUCUGAACCUUUCCUGCAGAUUUAUGUGUAACUGAUUUUGUUAAAUGUGUUCAAUGGGUGUAAAAGGUCAAUGUAUGCCGUGUGAUUUAGUUCCUGAGCAGUUUACAACAUAAAGUAUUUGCUCCAUUGCUGCAUUUUAAGGUCACCUUAUAUAUAAAUCAUAAGUUGCUUCCCACUGAAAUUUCCACUGCUGGUAAUGUCCUAGUACCUUCAGCAUCCUUGCAGGAGGUAGAGUGUCCACAUCCAAUCUGGAGAUGCUGUAGCACCUAUGAAAUUGUCACCAUC
Molecule: messenger RNA, 2287 nt
Organism: Strigops habroptila (Kakapo)
Lineage: Eukaryota; Metazoa; Chordata; Aves; Psittaciformes; Psittacidae
Product: endonuclease domain-containing 1 protein-like
Exons: 3
Coding region: 215-1042 (275 amino acids)
Molecular function (GO): nucleic acid binding; hydrolase activity; metal ion binding
Source: RefSeq, a predicted model, not a curated record